Messenger RNA from Amorphotheca resinae ATCC 22711, 1710 nucleotides. RefSeq lists its product as hypothetical. Lineage: Eukaryota; Fungi; Ascomycota; Leotiomycetes; Helotiales; Amorphothecaceae. The transcript has 2 exons. The coding region runs from base 1 to 1710 and encodes 569 amino acids. The record is from RefSeq and is a predicted model, not a curated record. Gene Ontology annotation, molecular function: sulfuric ester hydrolase activity.
AUGGCUCCCGAUCUGAAUGCCCUCCCCCGUUCUUCGCGGGAUGCCGUCUCUGCCCCCUCGGCCCCCUCUGCCACCUCCUCCACCCCCCGCAAGCCAAACAUCCUCUACAUCAUGGCCGACCAGCUCGCCGCGCCCCUCCUCAAGAUGCACAAUCCCGCCUCCCAGAUCAAAACCCCCAACCUCGACGCCCUCGCUGCCGAUGCCGUCGUCUUCGAUCAGGCCUACUGCCCCUCGCCCCUCUGCGCCCCCUCGCGCAUGUCCAUGGUGACGGGCCAGCUCCCCACCAAGAUCGGCUCCUACGACAACGCCUGCAGCAUCGACCCCAGCACCCCGACCUAUGCCCACUACCUGCGCGCCGCCGGCUACGAGACCACCCUGGCCGGCAAGAUGCACUUCAUCGGCGAGCAGCUGCAUGGCUACGAGAGCCGCCUGACCAGCGACAUCUACCCGGGCGACUACGGCUGGGCCGUGAACUGGGAGGAGCCCGACAAGCGCUUGGAGUGGUACCACAACGCGAGCAGUAUCGAGCAGGCCGGCCCCUGUGUGCGGAGCAACCAGCUGGACUACGAUGAGGAGGUCAUGAGCAAGCAAUUCCUCUACGACCACGUGCGGAAGGGUCCCAACGCUCGCCCCUUCUGCAUGACCGUUUCCCUCACCCACCCCCACGACCCCUAUACCAUUGAGAAGAAGUACUGGGACAUGUACGAGGACGUCGACAUUGCCCUUCCCGAAGUCACCAUCCCCAAGGAGGAGCAGGAUGCGCACUCCAAGCGCCUGCUGAAGGUCUGUGAUCUCUGGGACAAGGACUUCACCCCGGAGCAGAUCAAGCGUGCGCGCCGUGCGUACUACGGGGCCGUCUCGUAUGUGGACGACUGCAUCGGCAAGCUCCUCCAGACCCUGAAAGAUUGCCGGCUGGACAAGGAUACGAUCAUCGUGUUCAGCGGGGACCACGGCGAUAUGCUGGGCGAGAGGGGUUUGUGGUACAAGAUGUCAUACUUCGAGGCCUCGGUGCGCGUGCCGCUGCUGGUCCACCACCCAGCGACCUUCAGACCGCACCGUGUCUCGGCGAACGUGUCGACCCUCGACAUCCUGCCCACCCUUGUGGACCUGGUGCACGAGAAGCUCUGGCCGACCCUCCCCAUGGAUGGCAAGUCCCUCCUCCCCCACCUCGAGGAGCGGGAGGGCGGUUCGGAUACCGUGUUCGCCGAGUACUGCGGGGAGGGCACCAUCGCCCCUAUGAUGAUGAUCAAGCGGGGGCCGUGGAAGUACAUCACGUGCCCUGCCGACCCCCCUCAACUCUACAACCUGGCCACCGACCCGCAAGAACGGGUCAACCUGGCCGCCCUCCCCGCGAAGCAUCCCCUCUUCACGCCGGAGGUCAGCGAGACCCUCAAAGCCUUCACCGCGGAAGCAGAGCUGAAGUGGGACAUGCAAGCCAUCACCGACCAGGUCCUCCUCUCGCAACGCUCUCGCAGACUGGUCUGGGCUGCGCUCAAGAAGGGCAAGUUCACCAGCUGGGACUACAACCCGGACAAUGACGGCCGGGAGAAGUACAUCCGCUCCCACAUCCCACUCGACGACCUUGAGCUGCGCGCUCGUUUCCCGCCGGUGGAUGCCAAGGGCCGCGACCUGUUCCAGGGGCAGGGCGGGGCCGGCGCGGGCGGGAUGGGAGGAGUGGUGGUGGAGCAGGCGGGGGCACAUGGGCAGUAG